Paraglomus brasilianum is the source of this 1893-nucleotide messenger RNA. Lineage: Eukaryota; Fungi; Glomeromycota; Glomeromycetes; Paraglomerales; Paraglomeraceae. The record is from the annotation of a GenBank genome assembly.
AUGGGGUUUGCUACACUUGGAUUAUCAAUUGCGCUUGGGUUGUUUAUUGCUGGUGACGAAUUGAAAGUUUGGUGUUGCUACUCUAAACUUGAACGUUCUAAAUCGUCACAACUGCCCCCCGAUAAGACGGAGGGUGUAUCGAUAAUACGGCCAUUGAAAGGAUUGGAUUGUAAUUUGUACGAGAACCUUGCAUCUUCAUUCCGUCAGGACUACCCAAAAUUUGAGAUAAUAUUCUCGGUUGCGGAUGAAAACGAUCCUGCAAUCAAAAUAGUAAAAGACUUAAUAAAGAAAUAUCCGAAAGUGGAUGCUAGACUGACAAUAGGCGAACGGAGAGUUGGUGUGAAUCCAAAGAUAAAUAACAUAAUACGUAGUUAUGAAUCAGCUAAAUAUGACAUUCUCUGGGUAAAAGACUCUAACGUCUAUGUUGAUCCGGGAUGCUUAAGCCGUUCAAUUGAUAAACUCAAUCAGCCUAAUGUUGGUCUAGUGCAUCAUCUGCCAUUUGCUGUUCGCCCGGAUACAUUUGGGUCUGAAUUAGAGAUGAUAUUUCUCAACACUAUGCAUGCGAAGAUGUACCUAUCAAUCAACUUCAUAGGUCCAGAUAGUUGUGUAGUUGGGAAGUCAUGUGUAUACCGAAAGAGUGAUUUAGAGAAAGUAGGCGGACUAAAAUAUUUUGGGAAAUAUAUGGCCGAAGAUAAUUUGUUGGCAAGAGAAUUGUGGAGAAUGGGAUAUAAACAUGCAAUGACAGGUGACCUAGCAUAUCAACCGCUCGGGUCAACAUCAUCCAUAGAUUAUUUCAUGAGAAGGUCACGAUGGACGAGAAUACGUAAAUACACUGUCACCGCUGCUACUGUCGUCGAACCAUUCACAGAGUCGAUCGUGUGUGGACUAUGCUCAGCUUACGGAUUCAAUUUACUCUGGAACAUCCACCCGCUCAACUUCUUUGCAUUUCACCUUAUUACUUGGUUCAUGUUCGAUCUGGCACUAUUUCAAGCAUUGAGCAAGAGAAUAGUUGAAGUGGAGGAUAUACGCGGAUUCAUCAUGGCGUGGGCUAUAAGGGAGAUUACCGCAUUACCAUUAUAUCUAUAUUCAAUUGCAGGAUCCACCGUCGACUGGAGAGAUACUACUUACUUAUUAAACAGUGAUGCGACGGUGGCCAUCGUGUCCCCAUCUAAGCGGAAGCAACAUUCUUUAUCUGCUAUUACACCUCCCAACACUCAGACACGAAGAAUGUCCUCCUCAAACGUACACCCAUGGUUAGUCUCUAUUCUUUCUUCGAUUAUACUGGCAAUUGAUAUUGUAUUGGACAUUCUGCUUAAAAGUCAAAGGAAUGGUAAACCAUCGGAGAGCAAGACCGAAAAAAAAGAGGAGAAGCACCGGAACAUCAGGAAACGACGUCGAAAGAAUGAUGCCGAUGAAACAAAUGGGAAUAGUUCGGAUGAAAGAGAAAUGGCCAACCAGGAUGAUCCAAUCCUUUCUGCAGCUGGGAGAUAUUUACGUAGUUCACUCGGCAGAACCAGUUCGUACCUUGGAGUACCAUACAAUGAAGAUGAAACGGAUUCCUCACCAGACGAGUCGAAUUUUUUGUCCAAUCAAUGUCUCUCUGACGACGAACAAUCAACCUCUUCCUAUCCUCCGUCAUCUUCGUCGCCCCCUCAUUCAAGUCCAAUUAAUGAUGCAUCACAUAAGCGAUCGUUAUUGAACGAAAUUUUGAGAAGUGUGUCUAUUGGAUUAUCGAUGCACUUGCAAAAUGAGAAGAAUGUAAUCGAAGGACAUCGUAGAGAAAGACGUUCAUCUAUUAGUGUUGCGCGAGAGAGUUUAGAGAAUAGUGGCGGUGAGAGGGUUAGAGGAAGAAGUAUGUCUAUAAAUGUGUUGACUAGCCAAGAAAGUUAUUGA